AUGGCGUGCCCUUUUGAUGAGGAUCCUGUGGACGUAGAGGCACAGAUUAUACAGGGUUUUAUUCGCCGUGAGAGGGUGAUAAGACCACGUAUCGAUGUCUUUUCUUAUCCUAACGAAUAUUUGCAGGAGCGCUAUCGUUUUUCUAGGGAGUCAUUAAUUUAUUUAACAAACCUACUAAAACCACACAUCUCAAACGUAACAAACCGCGGGUCAGCGCUUAGCGCCGAACAAAUUCUUUGUAUUGCUCUGCGCUUUUUUGCUACGGGGAGUUUUGUCUACAAUGUGGGCGAUGCAGAGCAUGUGGGAAAGGCAACAGUGUGUAGAGCCGUUCGUACAGUAUGCAUGGCACUGAAACGGUUUCUACACACUUUUGUACAGUUCCCUGGCCAUAAACCUGUGCGCUUUAUUAAAGAAGAAUUCCACAGGGUGGCAGGGUUCCCAAAUGUGAUUGGGUGCAUUGAUGGCAACCAUAUUCCUAUUAAAGCGCCUUCUAUCAAUGAGGGAGACUAUGUUAAUAGGAAGUCUGUGCAUAGCAUCAAUGUGCAGGUAAUAUGUGAUGCAACCCACCUCAUCACUAAUGUUGAGACAAAAUGGCCUGGGUCUGUACAUGAUGCCAGAAUAUUUAGAGAGUCAUCUCUGUGCAACAAAUUUCAACAGAGACACUUCUAUGGUUACUUGCUGGGGGACAGAGGAUACCCUUGCCUCCCCUAUAUGAUGACACCCUACCCUGAUCCUGAGCCCGGACCACAGACACGCUUCAACCUGUCUCACAGCAGAACACGGGCCAAGGUGGAGAUGACAAUAGGCAUUCUGAAGGCGAGGUUUCAGUGUCUGCGUGGGCUCAGGGUCACUCCAAAUAGGGCAUGUGACGUCACAGUUGCUUGUGUGGUAUUUCACAAAAUUGCCACAAUAAGAGGAGAGAGGCAUCCCCCUUGUCCCGAUGAAGAUGACCUAGAACAACACCCAUUGAAUCUAGCAGACCACAGAGAUGAGGAUAACACGAAGCGUAUCACAGAGGCGGAGAGCCGUGUUUCCCAGACCGAGGAUGAAGUGGCGGAACUUCAUAACAAGAUAUCGGCAUUGGAAAAAACUGUACAGUCCCUUUCGGAGAGAGCAGAAGACGCCGAAAAUCGCAGCCGGCGGGACAAUAUUCGUAUCAUUGGUCUGAAAGAGGGUGCGGAGGGUCGCCAACCUGUUAAGUUCUUUCAAACCUGGCUGCCCAAGCUGCUGGAGAUUGAAACAAAACAUGGCGCUAUUAAAAUCGACCGGGCGCAUAGAACACUGGGCCCGCUCAAACCCAACCACGCACGCCCUGUGCUGAUUAAGCUUCACAACUACUCGGACAAGAGUAAAAUCCUGGCUGCUGCAAGGAAGACGGAGCCUUUCGCAUAUGAGGGAAGUGACAUUCUUAUCAUGCAGGACCUGUCAGUUAGAGUCAGAGAGGCUAGACGGGCAUACAAUGACGUCUGCGGUCAGCUUAUUCAAAAAGGUGUCCGUUUUGUGAUGCGCUACCCUGCUAACCUCUGUUUCAACCACAAUGGGUCUGACCACUCCUUCCAUUCUGCACAAGACGCACAGGCGUACCUGAACGGAUUGGACUAA
Molecule: messenger RNA, 1602 nt
Organism: Xyrauchen texanus (razorback sucker)
Lineage: Eukaryota; Metazoa; Chordata; Actinopteri; Cypriniformes; Catostomidae
Product: putative nuclease HARBI1
Exons: 5
Coding region: 1-1602 (533 amino acids)
Source: RefSeq, a predicted model, not a curated record